GUUCCGUUCUCUUAUUAUUCUCUCUUCAUAACAACUCAAAAAAGUUACAAAAGUUACUUUAUACCAAAAACUUCUUUUGAUAAAAGAAAUUUGUCAUAAAUUAUUAGCCAUUAAUUCUUCAUAUAAAUUUAUUAGUAACUACUUAAAUAAGAUUUGCAAUGUCUACUACAGAUCGAGCAAAUUGGUCCUGCGAAAGGUGUACCUAUGUUAAUGAAGGAAUUGACUUAACAUGUGCAAUGUGUUUUCUUACACGAACUGAUGCCAAAGACUUACCUGUUCAGUGGGAAUGGAGAGCAAAUCCAGAUCAAUGGAUUCCUUAUGAUUUAGCAUCAUCGUCUGAACUUGAAGAUUCUUAUCAACGUAAGAAAGCAGUCAUCGUCCCAAAGCAAGGUUAUUUUGCUACAAUAGCCGAUCGAUACGAAGUGCGAUUCAACUAUUCAACAGGACGUUUUCAACAGUACAAUCUUUCAAGUGGUGGAACUCGUCGGGUUAGAAGAAUCGGGAAUGAUGACAACUCAAUUUUGCAACCUGUUGCAAUCGAACAAGUAUCAUCUGAAGAUAGUUGCAUAAUUUGUCUGGAUAACUUUCAAGAUUCUAGUUCGGUCUCUCCUGAUCAACAAGUUGUUAAACUUCCCCCUUGUCGUGGUCAUUAUUUUCAUAGAUCAUGUGUUGCAGCUGCAAUUAAAUUGAAAGAUGAAUGUCCAAUGUGCAAGAAAAAGCUUGAUUAUUAAAUAUAAGUAAUUCGAGUAUAAAUACUUCAUUGAUUCACUGUUUCUUUUCAGAACAUCGAACAAACGCGUACUAUAAUUUUUUAUGGUCUUGCUUGUAUACUUUUAACGAAUGCAUAGGUGUUUAUAUAAUUUUAUCAAUUAUUUUUUUUCUUUUUUUCU
Molecule: messenger RNA, 890 nt
Organism: Rhizophagus irregularis DAOM 181602=DAOM 197198
Lineage: Eukaryota; Fungi; Glomeromycota; Glomeromycetes; Glomerales; Glomeraceae
Biological process (GO): protein ubiquitination; Notch signaling pathway
Cellular component (GO): nucleoplasm
Molecular function (GO): ubiquitin protein ligase activity
Source: RefSeq, a predicted model, not a curated record